This is a messenger RNA of Girardinichthys multiradiatus, 3660 nucleotides long. RefSeq names its product sp1 transcription factor (gene sp1). The record is from RefSeq and is a predicted model, not a curated record. Gene Ontology annotation, biological process: regulation of transcription by RNA polymerase II. The coding region runs from base 124 to 2193 and encodes 689 amino acids. Gene Ontology annotation, molecular function: RNA polymerase II cis-regulatory region sequence-specific DNA binding; DNA-binding transcription factor activity, RNA polymerase II-specific. NCBI's taxonomy places the organism in Eukaryota, Metazoa, Chordata, Actinopteri, Cyprinodontiformes, Goodeidae. The transcript has 6 exons.
CAUAAAUUGAACGCACCUUCGUUCCUCCUUCAAAGAGAAGGAGGGAGGCAUUAAGUUUGUGUGAACUUGUGAAAAGUUGUCAAGCCGAAAAAGGAGCAAAGAAACUCCUCCCGUCUUCAGAAUAUGAGCAAUCAGCAGCAGCAGGGCGAAAUGGCCGAUGUGGAGAGUGGUGGAGGAUUCAGUCAAAAGCGAAACACAAAUUCACAAGACUCACAGCAGCCAUCUCCUCUGGCCUUGUUGGCUGCCACAUGCAGCCGAAUUGACACCCCUGGAGAGAGCGAUUCUUCAGCUGAGCAACAGCAAAAUCAGCAGGAGCUGGAAAUAAACCAGGGUGUCUUCACCUCCACCGCUAACAGUUGGCAGGUUGUCCCUCUUAAUGUUCAGGCAUCCUCAGGCUCCCACACCAUCACCACUGACUCGUCAGGGGUGAUGGCAGGAGGAGACAACUGCAAGAGCAGACAGGUGCUGUCAACAUCUGCAGCAGCUGUGAGCACUCAGGGUCACCAGCAGUAUGUAGUAGCUCAGGCUCCAUCAGUGCCAGGUCAACAGUUGCUUACCACCAUAUCAGGUGUGAUGCCCAACAUUCAGUAUCAAGUUAUACCCCAGUUUCAGACAGUAGAUGGCCAGCCACUACAUUUUGCACAUGCUCAACAGGACCCCGCGGUAUCUGCAGCAGCACAAGGACAGCAGUUUCAGAUUGUGUCCUCUCCUAACGGCCAGCAGAUUAUAGCUGCUACCAACAGAGCUGGUGCAGCUGGAAAUAUAAUAACUAUGCCCAGUGUCCUUCAGGGAGCAUUCCCCAUACAAAAUAUAAGCUUAGGCAACAGUAUGUUACAAAACCAAGCCCAGUUCCUGGCAAAUAUGCCAUUGUCACUGAAUGGCAACAUCACAUUGUUGCCUAUCAGUACAGGUGCAGCAGGGGGAGAUGCUAACAGUAGCGGGGAUGCUGGAGGUAAUCAGCUGAUACAGCAAUCGCAACAGCCAGCAUCCUCCAACAGUGGUGCAGGGUACAUGACCACUGUGUCCACUGCCACAACACAGACCUCAUCCUCUUAUGGAGUCACCCAAACACAGAAGAGUAACGGAUCAGUGACGGGCACAUUUCAGCAGAACAUCCAGAUUCAGCCGGACAUCAGAGACGGGCAGCAGCCUCAACAAAUUCUUAUCCAGCCUCAGCAGAUCAUCCAAGGUGGGACACCUCUUCAGACCAUCCAGGCCAGUACACUGGCAACAGCAGGUGGUCAGGUGUUUGCAACUCCAACACUCAGUCAAGAAGGGCUUCAGAAUCUUCAAAUUAUGCCAAACACAGGCCCAAUCCUCCUGCGUACUGUGGGCCCUAAUGGCCAGGUUAGCUGGCAGAGCAUUCAGAUCCAGAGUCCAACAGGGGCACAAAUAACACUGGCCCCGAUGCAGUCUCUACCCCAGCUUGGGCAGAGUCAGGGAGGUGCUGCAGGGGUUCCUGUGAACACGGUGCAGAUCCCAAGCCUUCAGACCAUCAAUCUUAACACUCUCGGAAGCACUGGGAUGCUGCAGGGAGUUCCCAUCGCCAGCACAACAGGCGACCAGGUAUUGCAGACAGGUGGAGAGGGUUUGGAUGAGAGUGCAGUUCUGGAUGACGAUUUAGGCACACAAACCCAGGGGCGGCGAAAUCGAAGAGAAGCCUGUACCUGCCCAAUGUGCAAAGAUGGAGAACCACGUGACCCAAAUAAGAAGAAGCAGCACAUCUGUCACAUUAGUGGCUGUGGGAAGAUCUAUGGCAAGACGUCCCACCUUAGAGCCCAUCUUCGUUGGCACACAGGAGAACGUCCCUUCGUCUGCAGCUGGUCUUUCUGUGGCAAACGAUUCACACGUUCAGAUGAACUUCAGCGCCAUAAGAGAACACAUACAGGGGAGAAGAGGUUUGUGUGCCACGAGUGUCCAAAACGUUUCAUGCGCAGUGACCACCUCUCAAAGCAUAUCAAGACCCACCUGAACAAGAAAGUACCUGUAACCAGCAACAGCAUGACUGUGUCAGCCGAUGCUGCUUCUCCGUCGGCAGGAACAGAAACCAGCGCAGGAGCCGGCUCAAACAAUGACCAGCACACCAUUGUUACCAUGGAAACCUUAUCUGCAGAAAGCCUUGCUCGGUUAGCCAACAGUGGCAUCAACAUGAUGCAGGUGGACAUUCACCAGCUCAAUGGUAACAGCUACUAAAGGGGGUGGGGAGAUGCUGAACGAUGAAUUUGGACAUAUGGGGGGGUUAAAAGGGCAUGUACCUGCAGGAACGCAACCUCUUGAAGGUGUCUGUCUGAAGAGCGGUUCUCCGAUGCUAAUAAUUUGUAGAACCGAGCAGAAAUUUGUUUUGCAUUUUUGUAUGUAGAUGCCUGUGGUAUUUAGGGUUCUGAGGUGGACAACUGGGAUUAAAAUAUCGAAAGAGAAAUUACUGUGAAAUUCUAUUUCCUCUGAAGGGAAAUGGCAUUACACUAACAUCUGCCCCCACUGAUACAGCCUUACACGUGUCGUCGAGCUGCAUCGUAACACGCAGUUCAGGGCACUUCAUAAUGUAGUUGGUAAUACUGACUACACAAGUUUCUUCAAUGAAGAGAUGACACUAAGUCAGACUCUUUUGCUCCCGUUUUGAGCUUUGCCCCAUUUUUCUUCUACACCUCAGAAGCUCCCUUGACCUGUCAGCCUGAGCUGAUGUCUCACGUUCCUCAGGCUAACAGGCACAGGUCUGAAAAAGAAAAAUCUCAAUAUAAAUGAAAAUGUUUUGCAAUUUUUAAUUUUUUUUUCAUAGUUAAAGCCAGGAGCACAAAGUGUUUGAGAAUAUUCGUGUCAGAACUGAAAUCCUGAGAAAAACUCCUUAACCUCUUUUGUGAGAACUUUCACACCAUCAUGCUUGGGAUGGAAGCAUAUUUUCUGUUUGCAUAUAUAUAUAUAUAUUUUUUUUUUUUGGUAAACCAUACAGAAAUUCUUAGCAAAAGCAGAAAUCUAUAACAUGAUUGCAGGUAAUUGCCUUUUUCCUGUCUGUACAUCUUAUGCACAAUCAAUCUUAAUCUUAUUUUUAUAUAUAUAUAUGUAGAUUAAAUUUGUAAACCUCAAAGCUUUUCAUAUAAUAUAAGAUCCAGAUCUUCCAGUCUCUUUUCCAUCUUAGGCCUUCCUUACUGCCAUGUUAAUGGUUCUUUUUCCUUUUGGAUAUUAGUUUUCAGGUUUUAUUAAGUUAUGGUCAGAAUUUUUUGCAAUAAUGUUUAGAAAUACUGAAUAUACAAGCUCCAGACCAAAGGUUUAUACUUAUUUUACAAAAACUACUUUGGAAUCUUUCUUUGGUCCAUAAGCUUUCUAAAACGUCCUCACCUAGUAUUGCAAACGCCAAAAUUAUAACUGGAAAACAUCCAGCAUGAGGCAAACCUUGUGUACACUUCCUUCAGUUCUCAGAGUUGCAAAAUGCAUUGUUAGGAUGCAUUGGCAAAAAAUGUUUUUUCUUCAUAAUUAUGCUUUGUGAAACAAUUGUAACCUGUGCAAUGUAUGUUUAAAACUUAAGUUCACUGGACAUCAAGUGCUCUUACUUCCUCCCCCCCCCCCCCCCCCCCCGUUUUAAAUAAGGGAUUUUAUAACAUGUUUAUACAACUACUGCAAAUGCCAACAGCUGGAUUAAAAGACAUCUUUCUCAUUUCUUUCCAA